This is a messenger RNA of Lentinula edodes (shiitake mushroom), 1395 nucleotides long. RefSeq lists its product as uncharacterized. NCBI's taxonomy places the organism in Eukaryota, Fungi, Basidiomycota, Agaricomycetes, Agaricales, Omphalotaceae. Gene Ontology annotation, molecular function: metallopeptidase activity. The transcript is spliced from 6 exons. The record is from RefSeq and is a predicted model, not a curated record. Bases 130 to 1161 code for a protein of 343 amino acids.
GUGACCUGGCUCCGCCGUCGGAACGGACAGCGACAACUUGAAAAGGAAAAUUUGCAUGGGCACUUGAGGUUAUGGAUGUUCAAUGACCAUUGCAAGCAAGUCUGAAUUCAUAUCACAUGCGAUUUGAGAAUGUCACUUAAAACCCUGCUUUUUCAAUCACAUACGAUGGUACUCGGCUGGUCCGCUAUCCAACAACUGUUUCCGCCUCACUCCUUUUCUACCAUGCCAAAUUUGACAUACUCCAAGCUCCUGCUCAUUUUUCUGCUCGAAUGGCCGCUAUUCGCAUCAUCGGCUCCAACUUCUCCAGCGGGCCCAAGCUCCAGUUCCUCACAAACUGUUGAUUCUUGGUUUCGUCAACACUUUAUCGUUGAUUCGACCUGUAAUACUCAGCAUGGAGAAAUCGAGAAAGGGUUUUCGGACAUUUUUGUACUGGCAGAGGUGGUCCAACAUAUAUCAGAAGAUUCUGUUCCAUAUCAACACUACUUCCUUAGUCGUAAAGAGGAUCCUCAUGAGUUGGACAUCGUUCAAAACAUGGCCAAGUCCAUCCUAGUGAAUGGGAAUUCGAAUAAGAAGAUAACUAUCAAGUGUCCGAUCACCAGUAUAGGCGGAGUAGCGACAACUACUUGCAGAGAGACGGAUUCUCCUGAGAUAUCACUCUCUUCACUCUAUUUCAAAUUCCCCACCUUCUCUUCGAAACCAUUUACCAAGGAAGGAUGGUGCACACCUCCUCCACAUAAACUGGUUCAAUUUAUUCCACGAGCUCAAAUUGGCUAUCAUGAGAUCACGCAUUUCGAACAUAUUGUCAAAUAUGCUCAAGAAUUAUCCGCUGUGACUGUUGAUGCUCGCGUACGGACAAACAAACGAGGAACUUUCGAUUUCAUUUUGUAUGAGACAAGUUCAGGAACACCUCUCACCGGUUCGCAGUCUGUUCAGAUAUUGCCAAAACAAUGGAAGGACUAUUUAUCUGGAAACAUCCCAAAGCCCAAUUACUAUCCUGACGAAGUUGCGCAAAGUCAUGCGCUUGCUGCAGUCGAGACUUUUUUCUAUCAAAAGUGCCAACCGUAUGGAUGGGAUCCAAAUCAAGUAUUCGUACCAGGAACAAAGGAUCUUCAGUCAGACCCGAAGCAUGAUUAUCAUGCAAAGAAAACCAAUUCAGGAUAAAAUUGUAAUCACAGGUUGAGAACAAGGGUUAGGAUAGGUUAGGAUAGCUAGACUCAAACCAGUCUCUGCUGUGAUGCAUUGGUUUUGGCUAGGCAGUGCUUAUUUACAGUAUUUCUCAUAUGUGCUUUCAACCUUCCAUUGCACUUGUGAUUCUUUGGAACAUGUCCUGUUUAUUGUGUACAAACCUCUUGAACAGUUGCGGUUUCAAAAACUUUUUUUUCCUGACCCAUCGCA